Molecule: messenger RNA, 1233 nt
Organism: Cucurbita pepo subsp. pepo (vegetable marrow)
Lineage: Eukaryota; Viridiplantae; Streptophyta; Magnoliopsida; Cucurbitales; Cucurbitaceae
Product: MYB-like transcription factor 4
Source: RefSeq, a predicted model, not a curated record
AGAGAGAGAAGGUAAGCACUAGCCAUUCCCCUCUCUAACCUAUUCUCACCAACUCGCAUCUAGAAGCAAUUCCCCUCUUUUUUUAAGAGUCAAAAGGCUAUAAAGGUACGCUCAAAUCCCUCACAAGGGCCGGCCUUACUGUUCCUGCAGCGACACGAAAAGCAAAACCGCCAUUUUCAGCAACCAAGCAGCGAAAGAAACUGAUUCAGAGAUACAAAUUUAAAAAAAGAAAAAAGAAGGAAUCAAAACUGUUUGCUCAAACUUGUUCCAACGGCGCCACAGACCUACAGAGGCUACUGGGUUUGUGUUGUUCUUCUUGUUCAUCCUCUGUUUUUCUUUGCCCUUUUGAUUCCUCUGGGUGUGUGGCGAAAUGGGUCGGUCGCCUUGCUGUGAAAAAGCGCAUACAAACAAGGGUGCGUGGACCAAAGAAGAAGAUGAGCGGCUGAUUGCGUAUAUCCGGGCUCAUGGUGAGGGCUGUUGGCGCUCUCUUCCUAAAGCCGCUGGCCUUCUUCGUUGCGGCAAGAGCUGUCGAUUGCGCUGGAUUAACUACCUCCGUCCCGAUCUUAAGCGCGGCAAUUUCACGAAAGAAGAGGAUGAGUUGAUAAUCAAGCUCCAUAGCCUUCUGGGUAACAAAUGGUCUUUGAUUGCUGGGAGAUUGCCUGGAAGAACGGACAACGAGAUCAAGAAUUACUGGAACACUCAUAUUAGAAGGAAGCUCUUGAACAGAGGAAUCGACCCUGUUACUCAUAGAUCCAUCAACGAGCCUGCUCAAGAAGUGGCUUCAUCAACGAUCUCUUUCACUGAUACUAACAUGAAAGUGAAAGUGGAAGAGGGUAAAGAUUUAGAAACAGAAGAACGGUGUCCAGAUUUGAACUUAGAGCUCAGAAUCAGCCCUCCUUAUCAGCUUAACCCUGAAGAAAUUGGAGCCAAGAACCUCUGUUUUGCUUGUAGUUUGGGAUUACAGAACAGUAAGGAUUGUAGCUGCAAAAUUGGGUGCAAUUUUGGGACAUCCACUGAGAAUAGUAGCUCAGUUGGGUAUGAUUUUCUGGGUAUAAAAAAUGGGAUUCUUGAUUACAGAAGCUUGGAGAUGAAGUGAGAUUCAAAACUGGGAUUCUUUGUGGUAAUAUAUUAGCUUCUAAUCUGUCUAAAUUCCUCACUUCCUCUGUUUUUGUAAGAUUUAUAGUGCAUAUUGGUAUAGUUUCAUUAUGAGUAUAGCUGAAGAAUUAGUUCAUA